This is a messenger RNA of Sabethes cyaneus, 2587 nucleotides long. It is a transcript of the gene MED15, whose product is annotated as mediator of RNA polymerase II transcription subunit 15. Gene Ontology annotation, biological process: regulation of DNA-templated transcription. The transcript has 3 exons. The record is from RefSeq and is a predicted model, not a curated record. The coding region runs from base 81 to 2414 and encodes 777 amino acids. Lineage: Eukaryota; Metazoa; Arthropoda; Insecta; Diptera; Culicidae. Gene Ontology annotation, molecular function: transcription coregulator activity.
AAGCUUCUAAAAUUAGUUUUGAAAUAAUUCCCUUUGAUCAUUGCUAACAGUGUUGCGAUACAAAGCAGCAACAUAUCGAAAUGGCUGAUGAUAAUUCUUGGAAAACAUCAAACUUCCGGCAAAGCGUAGUAAACAAGAUCAAUGAAGCUAUCCAGCAAUCCGGGUUGACAUCUAGCAAAAAUGGUCUUGAAAUGGAAAAUCACGUUUUCACUAAAGCCCGCACCAAAGACGAAUACCUUGGCUAUGUCGCUCGUUUGAUUCUUCACGUCCGCGAAAUGAAUUCGAAGAAAAAUCCACAAAAUGUGGCAGGCUCAAAUCAAGACGGAGGCAAUCCCGGCCAGCAGGGCGGUAUGCCGGAUCCUAUAAACGCUUUGCAGACGCUGGCGUCGCAGGGCACUCGGCCGCAAAUGAUGGGCGGACAAAUGGGACCGGGAGGCCCCAUGGGUGGUCAAAUGGGCGCUGGCAAUGCUUCCAAUUUGCUACAGACAUUGAAUCGUCCUCAGAUGCCGAUGACGGGCGCUAUGGCCGGGAUGCAAGGAGCGAACCGCGUAGGCAUGGGAGGACCCAAUCAAAUGGGUGGUAUGAUGUCAGGGCAACCAGGAAUGCCGAAUCAAAUGGGUGGUGUUAUGGGACCCGGCGGAAUGAGCGGAGGAAAAAUUGUCGGCAUUGGUAAUCAGAAUCAAAUGGGUCAAAUGAAUCCUAUGCAGAUGCAAAAUCAGAUGGGCGGAACGGGUAUGCAACAAGGUCAGCAGCAACCAGGACAACAGCAAGGAUCCGGUCCAGGCGGUUCUAACCAGAUCAAUCCAAUGAGUGCGAUGGGCGGAAUGCAAAUGAACCCCGGAGCUCAGAUGAACCAGAACGCUUUAAGUCAACAAUUGAACUCAGCUGGUAUGAAUCAAGGACCGGGUCAAAUGACCGGUGGUAGUCCUAUGGAUAAUAUGGGUGUUAAUCCAAAUCAAGUAAUUCGACAACAAUUACCUCCAGGUAUGAAUCCAAAUCAACAACAAAUGGGUAUGGCUGCAGGACAGAUGAAUCAGAUGAAUUCAGGAGUUGCUGGCCCUGGAGGAAAUAUGACGCAAAUACAGCAACAGGCAGUUGCUCAACAGCAGGCGCAGGCGGGAAUCGGUAAUAUGGGACCUGGCAAUUUACAACAGCAAAGUAAUCAACAACAGCAAGCUCAGGGUGUGUCAAACGUUGGUCCUGGGCAGAUAAAUGCUACAGGGAUGGGUCCUGGUGGAAACAUUCCAGGUAAUCAAAUGGGGGGUUCUCAAGCAAAUUUUGUACCCAUUGGAGCGAAUUCUAUGAUUCGAAAACCACAGGACAUGAUGAGUGGCGGUCAAGUUUAUCCUGGCGGAGCGGUACGCAGUGUUACUCCAAACCAAUUCCUACGUCAAUCACCCUCUCCAUCGGUGCCGUCACCAGUUGGACCAGGAUCCAUGGGACCACAAUCCCAUCCGGGGCAGAUGAUUCCAAGUCCGGCUUUAAUUCCUUCUCCUAGCCCACAAAUGGGUAGCGUUCCUCCUAGGAACAUUGGACAAUCUCCUGGUUCUACUCUGAACACACCAGGUCAACCAGGUGGAGCUGCACCUAGUCCUUUAAAUCCUCAGGAUGAACAACUUUACCGCGAGAAGUAUCGAUCUUUGACAAAGUACAUAGAACCACUCAAACGUAUGAUUGCGAGAAUGGAAAAUGACGAUGUGGAUAAAAUCGGUAAAUUGAAACGAUUGUUGGAAAUACUAUGCAAUCCAACUCGGCGUAUUCCUUUGGAAACGCUAUACAAGUGCGAAGCUGCUCUUACCAGCCAGCUCGGCUCGAUGCGUGAAACACCGCUCAACAAUCCGCUUGUUGAAGCCGUUUCCGCUAAUCUACAAAGUUCUCUUGGAAACCACACACUUCAACGCACAUUCCGCCCUUGUUUGGAGGCUUUAUUUGGUCCAGAUAUAAAAAACCUACCAACGCCUGCUAAGCAACCACGGUUAGCAAUUGAAGAGUCCUUGGGUUCAAGCUCCGGUGGCACACAGGAGAUUCCACACAUAUUGCAGGGUGAAAUUGCCCGUCUGGAUCAAAAAUUCAAGGUUUCAUUAGAUCAAUGUGCCGUUGGUGGCACCAAAACUAUAAAGCUUAUCUGCUGGUUGGACGAUAAACAUCUUCCGUGCGUUCCGCCGGUUGCUGUUACCAUUCCGGAGGAUUAUCCGUUCAUCUCGCCUAGCUGUACGCUGAUCGAGCAAGAGUAUAAUGCAACUCCGUUUCUGAUUCAAGUGCAGAAGUCUUUCCUUGCCAGAAUCUGCAAGUUGCCGGAGAUGUUUUCACUGUCGCAUCUGCUAGAUAGCUGGGAAAUGUCGGUUCGUCAGGCUUGCGCCCCCAAUCCCAGCCAGGUGGCGCCGAGUGCCACCAGCGUGCUGCUCGGCAUGUAAUAUGCUCUAGUUUAGGUAAGUGCUUUUCCAAUUAGACCGUAUGAAUAAAAGAGUUAGAGCAAACUCUCCCAUUAGAUUUACUCGGGAAAAGAAAAGCAAACUGUUUUAUUCAUACGGCCUAGUGUAUCAUUUUCAUUGCAUGAUUAAUUUGUUUUCGUUUCUAUUCUACGAAU